Messenger RNA from Salvia miltiorrhiza (redroot sage), 1027 nucleotides. RefSeq names its product protein DOG1-like 3. Lineage: Eukaryota; Viridiplantae; Streptophyta; Magnoliopsida; Lamiales; Lamiaceae. Gene Ontology annotation, biological process: DNA-templated transcription. The record is from RefSeq and is a predicted model, not a curated record. The transcript has a single exon. Bases 234 to 956 code for a protein of 240 amino acids. Gene Ontology annotation, molecular function: sequence-specific DNA binding.
ACAAAAGUACAUGAUAGUGGGAUGGUGUGCUCGUGGAUGAUCAGAGCAAAAUAUCCGUCUUUGCAAAAGUAAAUUGAAUGGAAAGUUUGUCUUGUUGUAGAGUAGCGCCAAAUAAUAUAUGAAGAAUUAAAGUGAGGAAGAGCAUCAACCGCACUGCCUUGCCAUUCACAUAUAAAUAUUUAGUCCAACUCCACCAACACACUUAAUUUCCAAGAGAGAGAGAGAGAGAGAGAAUGGCAGCAAGCGACCAAAGCAAAGAAGCCUGCCACUACCAAGAGUGGAUGAACCUCCAAGAGGAGGAGCUCUCGGAGCUGAACGAGGCGGCGUGCAGCAACGACGCCGAGCUGAGCCGACUGGUGGAGAAAAUCAUGAACCACUUCGAAGAGUACAUGCGGCAGCGCCAGCUGAUGGCCCGCGCCGACGUGUCUCCCUACUUCGCCCCCACGUGGUGCUCCUCCCUCGAGCGCUCCGUGCUCUGGAUCGGCGGCUGCCGCCCCUCCUCCUACAUCCGCCUCAUCUACGCCCUCUGCGGCCUCGAGAUCGAGUCUCAGCUCACCGACUUCCUCCACGGCGUCCACCUCGGCAGCCUGGCCCACCUCUCCGCCUGCCAGCUCGCCGCCGUCGACGACCUGCACCGGAAGACCAUCCGCGACGAGCGCAGCCUCUCCACGCGCCAGGCCUCCCUGCAGGAGGAUCUCCUCGACACUCCCAUCGCCUCCAUCGCUGUCGCGCCCCACGCCGCCGGGGGAAAUGUCGAGGCCGCGCUCGAUAAGCACGCCCGCGCCAUGGCCGAGGUCCUGGAGGAGGCCGAUCGCCUGCGCCUCGCCACCGUCAGGGAGAUUGUCAGGAUUCUCACGCCGCGCCAGGCCGUCGACUUUCUGGCGGCCGGGAAGAAACUCCGCCUCUGCAUGCAGGAAUGGGGGAAGAAGAGAGACCUCGAUCACGGUAGGAAUUAAUUAUUUUUUCUGCGAUUAAUUUUUCGCUAGGGUUCUUCGUCGAAUAUUCUAUUGCUUUAUAUGUCGUCUAU